AUGAGUGAGCCCAUCGACACCAAGAAGCCCGGCGGCGGCGACGACAUCAUCACCGAGAAGGGCAUCUCUCACGUCGAGGACUCCUACAAUCUCGACAAUGAGGCGAAACUCGAGGCCUACAAGGCGGCUGCCAUGGAGGCAGAGGUCGCGGAGCAGAAGUCGGGUGUGAUCCAGGCCGUCAAGGAGUACCCUAUGGCUGCCCUUUGGGCGUUUAUCAUGUCCUGCACUAUUAUCAUGGAGUCCUACUGUGUCUUCCUCAUGGGUAACUUCAUUGCCCUACCUAGGUUCGCGGACAACUACGGUAUAUACAGCCCCGAGAAGCAAAAGAUGAUCAUCGCGGCCAGCUGGCAAUCUGCGCUCCAGAUGGCUGGGCCGCUUGGUGCAAUCAUCGGUGUCCUCCUGGCUGGCCCCCUUACCAGCAGAAUCGGAUACCGUUGGGCGACCAUAACCGGCCUCAUGUUCUUGAACGGCUUCAUCUUUAUUUUCUACUUCGCCAACUCGCUUCCGGUCAUGUUCGUGGCACAGCUCCUCGAGGGUAUCCCAUGGGGCAUCUUCAUCGCCAAUGCCCCAGCAUACUGCAGCGAGAUCACACCCAUCCAGCUGCGAGCUCCUGCCACUCAGAUGCUGCAAAUGUUCUGGGCCAUUGGUUCCAUCAUCGUAGGUGGCGUCACCUAUCAUUACAACAAUUUCAAUGAGGAUAUCGCGUACAGAAUUCCUAUUGCGCUCCAAUGGCUGUUCCCCACCCCUCUUGCUAUCCUCCUCUUCCUCGCGCCCGAGUCACCCUGGUGGCUGGUCCGCAAGGGACGUCUCGAAGAAGCAGAGAAGUCAGUUAGGCGCUUGGGACGCAAGACGAGAUUGAACACCAGCGAGGCUGUCGCCAUGAUGCGCCGUACCGUCGACCUCGAGAAGACAAUCAAGGAGCCCAACCUGGUGGAACUGUUCAAGGGCACUGACCUGUACCGUACUGCCAUUGUGUGUGGUGUAUACGCGGCACAGAAUUUGACAGGCAACCUGAUUGCCAACCAGGCCGUCUACUUCUUUGAGCAGGCUGGUAUGGACACCAACACCGCCUUCGCCCUGGGUCUCAUCACCUCAGCCCUCCAGAUGAUCUUCGUCAUGCUCUCCUGGAUCCUCACCUCGUACCUCGGCAGACGUACCAUCUACGUAUGGGGUUCCCUCAUCAACGUGGGCUUCCUCAUCGCCCUUGGUAUUGCAGGCUCCGUCGUCGCGUCGAAAGCAGCUUCGCUGGCGCAGGCCUCCCUGGGUCUCAUCGUCUCCGUCUUGUUCACUUUGGGACCUGCGCCCGCCUCAUGGGUCAUUAUCGGAGAGACAUCCUCCGUCCGCCUCAGGCCUUUGACAACGGGAGUUGGUCGCGGUGCAUACUACCUCGUCAACAUUCCUUGCAUCUUCCUCGCAAGUUAUAUGCUCAACCCUGAUGAGGCCAACCUCGGUGGCAAGUGUGGUUAUGUCUGGGGUGGCACUGGCUUCGUCUGUUUCGUCUUGGCGUUCUUCUUCCUGCCUGAGAUGAAGGGCAGAUCUUACCGUGAAAUCGACAUCCUGUUCAGGCGCAAGGUCCCGGCUCGCCAAUGGACUAAGACCACUGUCGAUAUCGAAGCCGACGAGUAA
Diaporthe amygdali is the source of this 1626-nucleotide messenger RNA. RefSeq names its product maltose permease mal61. The record is from RefSeq and is a predicted model, not a curated record. The transcript has 5 exons. Gene Ontology annotation, molecular function: carbohydrate:proton symporter activity. NCBI's taxonomy places the organism in Eukaryota, Fungi, Ascomycota, Sordariomycetes, Diaporthales, Diaporthaceae. Gene Ontology annotation, biological process: carbohydrate transport; transmembrane transport. Gene Ontology annotation, cellular component: membrane. The coding region runs from base 1 to 1626 and encodes 541 amino acids.